Messenger RNA from Etheostoma spectabile (orangethroat darter), 2415 nucleotides. RefSeq names its product THAP domain containing 7 (gene thap7). Gene Ontology annotation, cellular component: nucleus. The transcript is spliced from 5 exons. NCBI's taxonomy places the organism in Eukaryota, Metazoa, Chordata, Actinopteri, Perciformes, Percidae. The coding region runs from base 161 to 1837 and encodes 558 amino acids. Gene Ontology annotation, biological process: regulation of DNA-templated transcription. The record is from RefSeq and is a predicted model, not a curated record.
GGAAGAGGAAGGGAUCAGCCAUCUUCGUGAGGUCGAAAUCCGGAGCGCAGGGGUAAUAUAUUUGGUAUUUAUGAAUCAUUUAUUUCAGCGUUACUGAACUCUGACAGAAAGGCGUAGCCGCAAACUGGAACUUGCCUCAUAUCCACGACGUUUGAAACAGAUGCCAAGACAUUGCUCAGCAGGCGGCUGCAAAUCUCGGGACAACCGUGAGACUCGUAAUGCUGGUAUUACCUUUCACAAAUUACCUAAAGGAGCUCCUCGGAGGAACCUUUGGAUCACCAACUCCCACCGCGCAGACUGCUGGGACCCUCAGACCGACUUUGUCUACUUCUGCUCGAAACACUUCACCCCGGAGAGCUUUGAACUGACUGGAUGCAGUGGGAUCAGGAGACUAAAGGAAGAUGCAUUUCCCACCGUAUUUGAUUCCUCUUCAACAACCAAAUGCAAAAGAGCCGGAACGUCACAGACACAAGAAGACAUUGCUGUCAGAAAGAGUCCCCGCUUAGAGGACCAGGAGACGGAUCGGGGUGAAACGUCAGAAGAACCCACAGUUCAGAGGUCUGUGGUGACAGCUGAGGAGACUAAUGAAAACAUCUCUGCAUCUUCUCCAGAGCCCUCAGGGGUGAAGCAGCCCUUGCAGCAAGAAUGUAGUCCGUCACCAGCUCCAGUGUCUCGUCCCCUCUCCCCAUCACAUUACAUGAGGCGUUUGCCCCCUCCUCCGGGCUUCUACCUGCCGAAAGAACACAGCUAUGCUCAGCUCUGCCCGCUGCUGUGGAGGAGACGUUACGACCAGGCUAUUGACUACUUGGAGAAGGCCCUGCGACAAUUGCAUGCGGCCAGGCGGAGGGAGAACCGCUUGCGCAGCACUGUCUUGAGGCUACGUGAUAAACGGCUAAAGCACACUCUACUAGAUGGCAGCAAAAACAGGGAGGGCUGGACAUCAGGGGGGGAGAAGAGACAAGGCAAAGGAGGUUCUAACCAGGAGGAGAGUGGGACUGAUGCUAAAUCUGAGGAUACAGGUUUGUUUGAGGACAGAUGUGUGGAUCAUAUUGAGUUGGGGGAACAUUUUCUUCCAGACACCAACAGCUGGUCUGAGGAGGAGAGGGGAUACUGCUUUUACUGUGGAAAAGGGCAGGUGCAGGUUGGUGGUCAGGUAGCAAACAAAGUUUCAACAACUGGGAAAGACCAGCCCACAAUGCAUGAGGAUCCUCUGACGUAUCAGAGAAGCAUUAAAACCAGUACUUGUGGCACAGCUAAAAAUGCCAAAGACAUUCAAAUAGUCAGGUUGGAAAGACCACCUGGGAAAAGUCCAAAGUCCCAAGUACUGCUCCAGACUCAACAUCUUCACCAGGUGCUCCCUGGUGGAGUGUCGCUGUCUGAUGUUCAUGAGGAGAGUUUGCAGUUUUGCGGCUCUCAGGAGAAGCUGCUGCUCUCUGAUCUUUCUGUGUGUGAAGGGGAGACUGAGGCUAUGGGUCAGGAGCAUCACCUAGACCUGCAGCAGCAGCUGUUUUGGAUACGGGACAGUGAUGAGCGACAGGUCAUUCUGGUACCUGUCCUUGCUGAAGAUGGAAUACAAAGUUAUCUCAAGAUGGAGGAAGUCUCUGAUGAAGCACAAACCCUACUUGUGUCAGAACUGGAUCUUAAAGGAGACUUGGAGCACAUGACCGAGAACAGUGGACUUCUGUCCAGAGAUGGAAAAGCAUUUGAUGAUGACCACAGUGACCAGCAUUCUAUUAUCAACUCUACUCUGGUGGAAAUAGGAGAAAAUGUGAGGGAGAAACUUAAAGAACACCUGGAGGGAUUUCACCUCCAGCUGAGCACCGAGUUUAUAAACUGACUGGACAUUCUGAAUGAGUCCUUUUUUGUGUCAUUUUUCCCAGUCUUAGUUGGAUAUGCUAUGUGGUGUUUAGAAACACCACCUGACAAUCAGCUCAGCAGUCAGACAUGGUGGUGUUGUAAAGCAACACAUCUUUGAAGAUGCUUUAGAGAUAUAUCAAGUGCUUAGUCACUUCAGAAAGGGGCAAAUCAAUGGCUACAUGAGUGCUUUUAUAUGCCGAGCCAAACCAACAGAGAAUAUAUUCUACUACCAAGUAUUGUCUUCAUUAAAGCAUGAUAUAUCUUCUUAUAGCUCCAUUGUUGUUCAAAAAUGAUUUUAAAACACAUUGAGUCACAUUUUUGCAUACACAAUGAAACUCAGUAGGAGCCAGUGGGGUUGGAGUUGGAGACGCACAGAGUAAAAGUUACAAGUACUAACGCAUUGUUGGUUUUGGACUUGGACUUGACACUUUCAUUUUUUAUAGUUCAUUUUUUUUUAUUUUUCAAACAAAGAUACAAUUGGUAAAAGAACCACAUGACUAAUUGAUAACUGAAAUGGCAAUAGAUGAAGCUAUAUCUCUGGAAUAAAGGGAUAAAUAA